AUGGCUUCGUCGCCCUCACGCCCUCGUCUGUCUGGCCGCCCGGCGCCCGCCCGCCGUCGUAUCGCCGCCCGCGACCUGCUGCUCUUCCUCGUCGCCUUUCGAAUUCUAAAUGCCCUGUGCGUCAACACCUUUUUCCAGCCCGACGAGUUCUUCCAGUCACUGGAGCCAGCAUGGCAGCUCGCCUUUGGCCGCGGGUCCGGCGCCUGGAUCACCUGGGAAUGGAAGCACCACCUCCGAUCCGCCCUCCACCCCUAUCUUUUCGCCGCCGUGUAUUCGAUUGCCGACCAGCUCAGUCGUUACGCCCGCCUGUCGCCGCUGGGUCGCGCCGAUCUUUUGAUCGCGGCCCCCAAAGCAACACAGGGCAUCGUUGCAGCGCUGGGAGACUACUACACCUGGCGGCUGGCUGAGCGGGCCUUUGGCCAGGACAGCUGGCACGCGUGGUGGACGCUCGGUCUGACAAUCCUGAGCCCCUGGCAGUGGUUCUGUUCCACGCGAACCUUCUCCAACUGUUUGGAGACUACGUUGACCAUUGCGGCGCUAUGCUACUGGCCCUGGGGUUGGAGCGUAUCUGAUCGCAAAGUCAAAACCCCCCAGCCCGAUGGCACGCGGACACUGGCCCAUUUGCGGAGCUGUUUGGUGCUGGCGGCCCUUGCAUGCGUCUUGCGGCCUACGAAUCUCAUUAUCUGGCUCUCCCUGGUCGUUUGCACCGUUUUCAAGACCAUUCCUCGCGACGGACUGUUGUCAAUCAAGCACGUGACGCUUAUACGAGAAGCCACAGGCUGUGGCUUCUCUGUGUUUUUGUUGGCCCUUUUCGCCGACCGUGUCUACUAUGGAGUUUGGACUGUGCCCCCGCUCAAAUUCCUGUACUACAAUGUUGCUCAAUCUUUAGCAGUGUUCUACGGGAGAAACGACUGGCAUUAUUAUCUUUCGCAGGGAUACCCACUCUUAUUAACGACCGCUUUACCAUUUACAAUAGCGGGGUUUUGGAGCGCCUUCACUACCCCUGCGAAUGCAUCAAACAAGCUUCAGACAUCGAUUCGAGUGCAGCUUGCCACUGUCUGCAUCGCCAUGCCCGCGAUCCUUUCGUUUAUAUCUCACAAAGAAGUUCGUUUUAUUUACCCGCUCCUGCCACCCUUGCAUAUCCUCACGGCACCAGCCUUGGAAAGCUUCUUCAGCCCUGCGGUAUUUUCUGCCUCAGGGUCGUAUUUUCCGCGCAAAUUAUUGCUUGCCUUUCUUGUCCUGGUGAACGUGGUCAUUGCGCUAUACACCACCCAGUCUCAUGCUUCUGGGCCCGUCAAGGUGCUUGAUUACAUAAGACGCCAAGAUGACCGGGUGUCUAUGCAAAUCGACGCCGACAGAUCUCGCCCGCUACCGCCUCUUGUAUCCCACUUCUCCUCCCCGGUCGUGUUCUCCAAGGGCCUCACCGUCGGCUUCCUAACGCCAUGUCACAGCACUCCGUGGAGGUCUCACCUGGUAUCGCCAACCAUCACUGCGUGGGCGCUGUCAUGUGAACCCCCCGUGAACCUCAACGUCUCGCAGCGUGAAACCUAUCUCGAUGAAGCCGAUCAGUUCUACGCCGAUCCAGCCGCAUUUCUCCGGCAGAACAUGAUUGGCGGGCUCCGAGCCUUCCCGCGUGCUCCCACCUACCACACCAAAUACCCAACCCAGGUCGCCAUCGCAGAGGACAAGCACCCUUGGCCGGACUAUCUCGUGUUUUUCGCCCAGCUCGAGCCCUCGAUGGGCUCGCUGUUACGAGCUUCGUCGUACGCGGAGUGCUAUCGCACCUGGAACACGGCGUGGCACGACGACUGGCGCCGCAAGGGGGACAUGGUGGUGUGGUGCCUCGACCCCGCGGUGCAGCGCGACUGGCGCGAGAAAAACAAACGCCUGCACGUGCACGAAGACGGCUGGGAGGCGCUCAUGAAGAGCAAGGUCAAGCAGUUCGACGCCAUCCUCGAGCAGCUGGGGAAAGAAAGCGCCGACGUCUGGAGCGGGAAGAAAGCCCGCCGAUGGCUCCCGUCGCUGUCGCUUCCUAGAGGCUGGAGCUGGGGCCCGCCUAGUAAGUCGUUCGCGGCAAAUUGGCUGUGGAAUAGAGGCUCGCAGACUACCCAGUGGCGCUGGUCGUGGUCGUGGUCGUGGCCGUGGGUGAAAAGGCAAAAGCUGUCUUGGUCUGAUGUGAUGGUGGCGUGGUAUGAUAAGAUUCUAAGUGACAGGUCGGAGCCGAAGUCGUCGGAUCUAUGGUCAUGA
Messenger RNA from Ophidiomyces ophidiicola, 2247 nucleotides. It is a transcript of the gene GPI10, whose product is annotated as glycosylphosphatidylinositol anchor biosynthesis. Gene Ontology annotation, molecular function: alpha-1,2-mannosyltransferase activity. The record is from RefSeq and is a predicted model, not a curated record. The transcript is spliced from 4 exons. The coding region runs from base 1 to 2247 and encodes 748 amino acids. Gene Ontology annotation, biological process: GPI anchor biosynthetic process. Gene Ontology annotation, cellular component: endoplasmic reticulum membrane. NCBI's taxonomy places the organism in Eukaryota, Fungi, Ascomycota, Eurotiomycetes, Onygenales, Onygenaceae.